GAGAGCGCAGCUCUGCGCGCAGCUCUGGCGCGAUACGAAGAACAAGAACAGGAGGAGAAGGAGGACGGAGGACGGAGCGUACGCUGGAGGCGACACUUGUCAAACCGCCAGUAAACAACCGUUUGUUCCUUUAAAAAGAGACCGUGACGCCCUGGAGACCCGGGGGGAUUAACCGAGGUGGAAAUAGAGGCUGGUCGCACCUUCCGCCGCUGCUGUGCACUCAGGGGGGGAAAAGACGCGGAGAGCCCAUGAGGAGAAGAAGUGGGAGUGUGUGGCGUUUGCGCCACGAAAACACAUUUUGGAGUUGAAGUACAGCGAAGUUGACGCGGGGUGAGAUGUCGACUGACGGGAGCUGAGUGACCGAGAGACAGAGAGAAAACACACAGACAGACAGAAAGGGAGAGGGAGAGAAAAGAGCACUUUAUCCGAGGUUGGGGCUCAGUAAAAUCCACCCAGCUCUCCUGCUGAAGCAAACACCACUGACAGCUUCCUUUAGGAUAACAGACGGUGCAUUUCAGAAAGUCCAUUUCGCCAAAACUGCAGGUGAACUUUUCACACUGGCUGUCACAGCGACCUUAGUGUGGACUACAUACAGUGUGCACUCUCCCCUGGCUUUGCUGCCUCUGAAGAUGAUCUGUGUGAACUGAAAAAGAAGCAAUCAAACAUUUAACGAGAGAAAGGCUGAAAUUGAGAGGGAGCCCAGCUCUUACAGUCUGUAUUCAGCAUCGGGUCCACCUGUCCAUCACAGCCUCCACACAUGCUCAUUACCAGUACUGAAGUGUGAAAUUGAUUUUGUCAAAAUUGUCAUAACACAAACAAUAAUAACAGAUCAAAUUUCCUUGACGUCCGUUUGCUGCCGUUUUCUGAAAGGUGGAAAUCCCACAUACUCCGAUCAGACAGUGCAUUAAUUAAGACCGCGGCCUGGCAAUUCAGAGCAACUGUACUAUUUUUGCAUGACCCACUGAUUGCAUGAAUAUCCAGGAUUUCUUUUGACUUCCAAGAAGAACCCUUGAGCCCAAGACCAUCUUCUGACUGUCUGCCAAACUGUCACAUUUGGGUGUGGAGGAGUUGUUUCAGAAUUAGGCCUCUGGACACUCAUUGAAGAUGACAUGAGUUGCCAGGCCUAAAACCCCUCAUACCAAAAUAAAACCUACCCAGUGAGAGAGAGAGAGAAAGGGAGCUUGGCAGCAGGACACACAACACACAAAUGUGGGUGCCGAGGCGGCUGUGAGCCAUGCUGGUGUUGUUGUUUGUGGAUCCCUGGAGUACAGGCUAUCAUCAUCCCUAUCAUCAUUCACGCAAGCUGAAGAAGAUUCACCGGCCCCAAGGAACAACUCUACACUUCUGAGCAUUUCAAAGGAGACUGGGAGUCUGGGCUUACACACAGGGAUCCACAGCGACAUCCUCAAUCGCACGUAGAGACACAGUGAUACGACUCUCCACAUAUCCUUGACUCGGAGAAAAUAAAAAACCAAGCUGCAGCUGACGUGAAAAGGCACAAAGACUGAGCAGUCAGGAGCUUUGUACCAACAUGGCUACUGAGAGUCUUGCCGAGCUACGUGAUUGGCUCUUCCUGCUCCUCCUGUGCCUCACCUUACUGGCUGAGGUGCUAGAACUGGCGGCAGCAGCAAUUGCCAUGGAGACAGGCGAGGGAGAUGAGGGCAUUGUUUGUCCCUCAGUGUGCCGCUGUGAUGAGGGUUUUGUCUACUGCAAUGACCGUGGCCUCAGCUUAAUUCCUCCACUACCAUUAACAGCUGCCAUCCUCUACUUGCAGAGCAACCGGCUGAGCAAUGCCGGGCUGCCUCCCUCACUGGAACGCAGCUCUUCCAUACGAGUGAUAUAUCUGUAUGCCAACCAGUUAGAUGAAUUCCCUAUACACCUUCCGCCUUCAUUACGGGAGCUUCAUUUGCAGGAUAAUAAUAUACGAACGUUACCGCGGUCAGCUUUGGCCAAGUUACCAUUACUAGAACGUUUACACCUGGAUGAUAACUCCAUAUCCACAGUUAGCAUCCAGGAGAGAGCUUUUUCUGGGACUCCACGGCUUCGACUGCUUUUCCUGUCUCGAAACCACCUGUCAAGCAUCCCUGCUGGUUUGCCAGCUUCCUUGGAAGAAUUGCGACUCGAUGACAACCGAAUCAGCACCAUCCCCACUCAUGCUUUCCGGGGGCUCUCCUCACUGCGACGCUUAGUCCUGGAUGGGAACCUGUUGGCCAACACACGCAUUGCAGAUGACACCUUUUCUCGUCUCUCCAACCUGACUGAGCUGUCAUUGGUCAGGAAUGCCCUGCAGUCACCUCCUGUCAAAUUGCCAUCAGCUCAUCUGGUACGACUCCAUUUGCAAGACAAUGGAAUGACCCACAUACCAAGGGGAACGCUGGAUGGGAUGCGACGACUACAAAAGUUGGACCUGUCAGGAAACAAUCUGACCAGUCUCCCCAGAGGACUUCUAAAGGACACAGAAAGCCUGGAGAUGCUACUGUUGCGAGGAAAUCCCUGGUACUGUGGCUGCAACCUUCGCUGGCUUCAUGCAUGGCUGCAUGGCAGGGGUUCAGCAGUGACAGUCAGAGGUCUGACUUGUCAAGGGCCUGAACAAGUAAGAGGCCUGAUCCUGAAAGACCUUACCUCCCUGAUGGAGCAGUGUGAAAGUCCUCCUGCUGGUCCCAGCACUGGGGUCGGGAUGAACCCAGCUGAAAAAGAUGGAGGAGGUGAAGACGGUAUUGGACAGGGCCAAGUGGUGGCUUCAGGCCCACAUGGUAGCACCACCACUACUUCUCUGUUGGUCCCCACACAAGGUUCUCUCUUUACCCUGCGAGCCAAGUGGCCAGACCUUGUUAUGCCUCUUCCUCCCAGUGAAGGGGGGCGGGUAUCUGGAGAGGCCUUGGAGCUGACUGUAAAGCCUCUCUCUUCGGACAGUGUACUGGUCAGUUGGCUUUGCCCAAAGCCAGCACCCUCUUUCCGCUUGUCGUGGCUUAGGCUAGGUAGCAGUGCAGCUCUUGGUUCAAUUACAGAGACUUUGGUUCCUGGAGAGAGGACACAGUACCUCCUUAACCAGCUCACCCCACGCUCACAUUACCUCAUCUGUCUGCUGCCACUGCGACAGGAACAUCCCUUUGGAGGGUCUAGUAUGAGUUCAUCUCGAGCUGGCAGUACAGGCAUGGACACUGAGAGUAGAGACUCAACCCCAACCUGUGCUCGAAUAGAGACUGGAGAGGCUCCGGUUAGCUCAGGUGGAGAGGGGUCAGAAAAAGAGGGACAGGACUCUGAGCUAACAGUCCUGCCAUUAGCUGGGAUCAUUGGGGGUGCCACAGCAUUGGUAAGCCUGCUGUUAAUAUUUGGCAUCUUCUGUUGGUAUGGACAGAGGGCAGGUUACAUGUCUGGAGACUCAGGCUCAUACAACAGGGGGCGGGGAGGAAAACAUUAUGAUGACUAUGUAGAGUCAGGCACGAAGAAAGACACUUCCAUUUUGGAGAUCAGGGCUCCUCCUGCAGGGUUUCAGAUGACAGCUAUGGCCCACCAGCCACUGCAGCCAAAGCUGGAGGAUGUCACCUAUAUCCACACCAUUUUCCCCUCCUCUUCCUCUCCCUCCCAAGCUAACGGGACGUACCGCAGCAGCCACGGAGCUGGCAGCCUCAACGGCACCAUCCUCAGCCAAGCCAGCCACCAUCAUGUCACUUAUGGUACCAACCGUGGCUACAGAGAUGGUGGUAUCCCCGACAUAGAUUAUGCGUAUACGUGAUGAUGCAGGGACAUACUCCCUAAGCCACAAAUGCCAGGGGCACCAUUCAGGAUGAUGACCCUGACCUUGUGGCCAUUUUGUCCUUGGUUUCCAAAGUACCCUCUGUGCCUCUGCUGGUUCAAUUGAAAAGGUUUGUUAAGUAGAAAAGCCUGAUUUCAGCUAUGUUAUUGGACAUUGCUACUGAGUGACUGAAGUAACAGUCCUACUAUUCUCUGCUACUGUAUACUACAUGAUACAGUAGGACCUUCUUUCAGCUCUACUUAUAGUUAUAAAUUGUUACGUUUUCUCUUUUGAUAACUCAGUGUCUUUGAAAUCUACUCUUCUUCUGAGCUCAUAAUACACAGUAACUUAUUUGAGGUUGAUAUACUAGGCUUAGCUGAUUUAGCAGGAGAUAUAUUUAUAAUAUGAGGGAAAGGCACUUGAUGUGUAUAGAGAUAGCGCUCAUAUCUUCCUACCGACUGUAAGCUUGGUGCUGUAUAGAUGAAAGGGAUGACAGAGGGAGAAAUCAAUGGUUGUUAUAACACACAGAUGACAAUGCAUCAUGAUUGACAUGAAAAGAUGUGUUCCUAGCCCCCUAUUUUCCCUGGUUUACUCCUCUGCUUUUUUUUCUCUCCUUUCCGCCUCUUUUUUUAUUUUGGCUGAGGCUCUUUCCUUUUAUUUCUCUCAUGUCUUUUGUGGUGCCGUUAGCAGAGGACGACUUUGUUCUCGCCAAGGGAGCUGACAGCAGUGAUAACACUCCUGACAGAGACAGGAGACACAAACCACAGCAUGGGGAGACUAAUGAGAGGGAGAGGAGGAGAGUGGAGGGCAAUAGAUAGAUGGAUGGAUGAAGGGGUAGAACAUGAAAGAAGACAUAGGGGAGAAAGAAGAGUGUCAUUUGGGGCACAGAGGCACUGAAAAAGGUGUGUUGGCUCAAGGCAGAGAGCAAGGACAGAAAAAUUGAGUUAAAAGGAAGACAAGUAAAAAGCAUGGCAUGUGACAAAUGCAGCAGGAAGUGAAAAAACACACACAAAAGCAAAACAAGAUGGGGAAUCAAGAAGAGUGAGUAUAGGGUAUGGAAAAAUGGGGUGACAAUGUCAUCAUCCAAAAAAUGUCUCAAGUUGUACUCUGUGGAUCCACUAUUGCACUCAACAAAUGACUGUGUGAUAGCAGGCUACAUGCUUUCUUCAAAGACUGAAGAUGCACUUGGUCUGGAAUCAUUACCAAAAUAAGUCAAACACUUAAAAUAAUAUAUAUUGGGCAGCUUUCACCUUUAUAAGCCAACUAUCACGACUUCAGAGAGGUAGAUAGACAUUAAUAUGAAUAUAAUAUGAUGUCAACACAACAGCUAGAAAAUUUAGAAAAAGAAACGCAUGUACAAAGUUUCUAUUGUGGACUGGUCUCAUUUUUUUUAAUUAACUUCUCAAAUGAAAAAAAAAAAAGAAGAGAAAUCUAAUCAUAUCUUGUAAUAGUAAGCCAUUAUCUUAGCCCGGUGACAGUUUUUCCGUUUAUAUAAAAAUUGUAUAUAAAACAUUUUGGUAGAAAUCAGAGAUUCUGUGUCUGUAAGCUCAAGUUCCCUCAUGACCAUAAUAUGUUUUCAGUUUUAAAAAAAGCUCGGAAAUUACAAGAGGGCACCACUGGGCAGUAUCAAUCACAUAUGCAGUACUGUGUAAAGGUUACAGCACCACCAGCGUUGUUGUUUUCAUGUCUGUCAAAUUCUGUGAUGAUUGGCAUUUGGACUGGAAUGAUGGGACUAAAGUUGGUCUUAUUAUACAUUAACAUAUAUUAAGUGUAUGUAAUGCUCAAGCAUGUCUGGAAUAAACCUGGAGUAAUAGAUUCAUUUUUCUUACAGCAGAUAUUUUCUUUUUAUAACAUAAAAUAGGAGGACAAACAAAGUUUUUACCAGUAACAUUAAUUAGGUUUAAGAGAGCCAGGGCCGUGCUAUUGUUCAAGUGUCAGGGUAGGUCACACUAUUUUUAAAACUGCAUGCAUGAUUCCCAUGUUCCAGUGAAGUGAUUGAGAAAUGAUUACACUGUAUGUAUGGUCAUUAUAGUGUUGCUAAACCCUAGCAAAUCUAAUGGUAGCCUGAGACUUUUGCACAGUACUAUGCAUUGUGAUUAUCGCUUUUGAGAUGUUUUUGCAUUACUGAAUAUGGACAUAUUGUCACACUAUGGUCAAAUACAAUUCCGCCGUUGAUGUAAAGUAGUUGCACAUGUUUAUUUGUAGCAAAAAUGGCUUAAUAAAUGUAACGUUUACAUCCUGUAGAUAGUAAAGGGAGACCUUCCACAAUAUAAAGAGUACAGCAGAAAACUUGACAGAAUUUUAAUUCCAAAACAGUAUCCACUCAACCUAUCGGACCCUAAAAUCAUUUUUAGUAUUUUAAGUUGAAGUCAACUUUAUUUAAAACAACAUUGUGAUGCAUUCUGGGAGAUAAAGUACAUAAAGCGACUCUGAUAGGCCUCAACACAGCAUACAGUUUUAUUAACAAGGAUCACAGCCUGACCACUACACUGUGCAGUUCAAUGUAAACACACAACACAACCCCAAGACACCUGCUCUCUGUCUGCCGUUCAGUGAAACAACAAAAGUACUUACUGGAGGAGAGGAACUUCAAAGGAAAAGUGCUGUCAGAGAUUAGAAGAGGAAGAGGAGAGAACAGGAAAAAUAAAGAGUAAAUCUGUAAAGGGGAGGAUGGGGGGGAGACACAGGGGAGACACAAUUUAAAUAGAGCGUUGAGUGUCGAAACCAAGUCUUACUUUUAGUAGCUCUCUUCUUUUUCCAGCCUGUGUUACUGUGCACCAGUAAUAUUGGACGAGCUCCGGUGUGAGUUUUUAAUUUCUCAUGUCUGCAUUUGUUUUUUGGUUUCCCUUUUUUAAAGAGCACUGACGAUCCCUUUCACUUUGUGAAAAAGUCAUUUUUCCUUUAAAAUUAUCACCCUCCGAUGUGACAAUGAAAACACUCUUAUGUAUAAACAUAGAAAUGGGUGCAAAAUGCAAUUCCAUUUAUUGGUCUGGUGUCUUUUUUCUAUGCAGAAGAAUAAAGACUUAAGGAAAAGCAG
Molecule: messenger RNA, 6773 nt
Organism: Solea solea (common sole)
Lineage: Eukaryota; Metazoa; Chordata; Actinopteri; Pleuronectiformes; Soleidae
Gene: flrt1b
Product: fibronectin leucine rich transmembrane protein 1b
Exons: 3
Coding region: 1532-3736 (734 amino acids)
Molecular function (GO): protein binding
Source: RefSeq, a predicted model, not a curated record